Molecule: messenger RNA, 2682 nt
Organism: Girardinichthys multiradiatus
Lineage: Eukaryota; Metazoa; Chordata; Actinopteri; Cyprinodontiformes; Goodeidae
Product: S-adenosylhomocysteine hydrolase-like protein 1
Exons: 17
Coding region: 54-1817 (587 amino acids)
Biological process (GO): L-methionine cycle
Cellular component (GO): cytosol
Source: RefSeq, a predicted model, not a curated record
AGCAAACCUGAGCUGGGAUCUAAGUCACUUCAUUACAGCCAAGCAGAGGCGUAAUGGCAAAGGAAAAGAACCAGACAAGGGGUUUCUGGGAGGACCUGGUGUUAACAGACGAGUUUCCAGAACCGUGCACAAAGCAGAGAACUGAGCAGAAUGAAGAGGCAGAGGACACUGCUGUCGGUGACACAGGAGAAGGUGCCAAAGACAGAGCAGUAAAAUGCAGCCCAACACUGCUGAGGAUGCUGAAGGCAGCAGAGAGCAGAUGGACACCACAGACUCACCACAGAAACAAGGCAGCACCAUCUGAAAUGGGUCUGAAAGAGACGGAAGCUGAGGCUUUAAAGACCUACAUGCAAAUUCAGCUCAGUGACCAGCAAGAAGAAUUCAACAAGCUUCCCACCAAAGCUGGACCUCGGCCUCUGUCUCACUCUGUCUCCCAGUUGUCUGCAGACAGCUUCAGUUCAGUGGGCAGCGUAAGCUCUGAGGAUGAAUCAUCUCCCCAAGACAAGCUGCAGAAGACUUCCAAUGGCCUGUCUGACUUCUGCAUCAAAAACAUCAAGCAGGCGGAUUUUGGACGAAAAGAAAUAGACAUCGCUCAGCAAGGAAUGCCGGCUCUGAUGAUCCUAAGGAAAAGAGCGGGUGAGGAGAAACCUCUGGCUGGAGCCAAAGUGGUGGGAUGUACACAUAUUACAGCACAGACAGCGGUGUUAAUUGAGACUCUGGCAGCGUUAGGGGCUCAGUGUCGAUGGGCCGCCUGCAACAUUUUCUCCACUCAGAACACUGUGGCUGCUGCUCUGGCUGAAGGAGGAAUCUCUGUGUUUGCCUGGAGAGGAGAAUCAGAGGAUGACUUCUGGUGGUGUAUUGACCAAUGUGUUGCCAUUGACUCCUGGGAGCCAAACUUGAUUCUGGAUGAUGGCGGUGAUUUGACCCACUGGAUUUACAAGAAGUAUCCAAACCUGUUCGGAAAGCUCAAAGGCAUUGUGGAGGAAAGUGUGACAGGCAUCUAUCGGUUGUACCAGCUGUCAAAGGCCAGCAAACUGUGCGUUCCUGCCAUGAACGUGAACGACUCUGUGACCAAGCAGAAGUUUGACAACCUUUACUGCUGCAAGGAGUCCAUACUGGACGGGUUGAAGCGAACGACUGAUGUCAUGUUAGGAGGAAAGCAGGUGGUGGUGUGCGGAUACGGCGAGGUCGGCAAAGGCUGCUGCGCCGCUCUGAAAGGACUGGGCGCCGUCAUUUAUGUGACAGAAGUGGAUCCUAUUUGUGCCCUUCAGGCCUGCAUGGAUGGUCUUAGAGUGAUUACACUGAGUGAAGUUAUCAGACAUACAGACAUGGUCAUCACCUGCACAGGCAACAAGAACGUGAUAACUCGGGAACACUUCGACAGAAUGAGAAGUGGCUGCGUUGUCUGCAACAUGGGACACUCAAACACUGAGAUAGAUUUGGCGAGCCUGCGGACUACAGAGCUGAAGUGGCACCGUGUCAGGCCUCAUGUGGACCACAUUAUCUGGCCUGAUGGCAAGCAGGUUGUCCUCCUGGCUGAGGGUCGGCUGCUCAACCUGAGCUGCUCCACUGUGCCGUCAUUUGUCCUCUCUGUCACAGCUGUAACUCAGGCUUUGGCUCUAAUAGAGCUAUACAACGCACCAGCAGGACGAUACAAACAGGGUGUUUACCUGCUGCCAAAGAAGAUGGAUGAAUAUGUGGCCGGCCUCCACCUGCCAAUAUUUGAUGCUCAUCUAACAGACCUGACUGAUGAGCAGGCCCAGUACCUGGGCAUCAGCAAACACGGGCCAUUCAAACCCAAUUAUUACAGAUAUUAAAAUCUCAGAGAUUAUUUGGCAUGAAAACAACCCAGCAUCUCCCACCACGAAGCACUGGCGCCCCCUGCAUUUGGAUCCUCUCUACUGUUAUUGUGGGCUGGCAGCCUCUGUCCUAUUUUUUUAUUUUAAUUUUAAUUUUUUGGUUUUACAUUACAACCCUGUAUCCAGAAUGUAUUAUUCAUUUGACUCUGAAUUAAUUGUUAAAGCAAACAGAAAUUCAUUGAAACUUUCUCAGAAAAACUGGUCUGUCUUCAUCAACCUUUGCUCGCUAGGGGGCGACAAGGUGCUGUUUUGUGGAAAUGCAAAGAUGGGCUCUACUGGUUUAAUUUCUCACUAAUAAUGUUUGAAAGUGUGCAUAUCUGACAUCAGUAUGUUUUGCAUUAAUUUGCUUUUAUUACUCAUGUUCAGCAAAUAUAGACCCCUUCACAUUGUCAUACUCUGGGGACAUGCCUUAAAUUUGAGAAUAAAAAAAACCCAUUAAUGUAAUUUAGUAACAAUUAGAUUCAUACUUAAAGCUGUGGUUAAGUUUAGCCUGGUAAUGAUAGUGCAUGUUCAUAAAAUUAAUGUCAGCCAAUGCAAUCUUUUCUGAAGUGAAGGGAACACUGGUGAGUCGCAUGGAGAGAUCUGGUCAGUUUGCCUCUUUUAUCUUGCUGAUAAGCAGAGAUGCAGCAUGAUCAUAAAAAAGGGUAAGAACACUGCAAUGUUUAAGAUGUUGGAAUGAAUAACAAGUCUUACUCGAAUUUGAAUGACUCUUCAUAUCCAAGGCCUGGCUGAACCUGGUGGAGAUGUGUAAAAACAAUGUAGCCUAAAGGUGUGGAGGGCACCGUAAAAGUGUUGCAUCCUAAAUAAAUUAAUGACGUAUUUC